This is a messenger RNA of Aplosporella prunicola CBS 121167, 1614 nucleotides long. RefSeq lists its product as uncharacterized. Bases 1 to 1614 code for a protein of 537 amino acids. NCBI's taxonomy places the organism in Eukaryota, Fungi, Ascomycota, Dothideomycetes, Botryosphaeriales, Aplosporellaceae. The transcript has 2 exons. The record is from RefSeq and is a predicted model, not a curated record.
AUGUCUUCUCAGAUCCCUUCUUCUGCUUCUCCUUCCUCCUCCCGCCAACUCACGCGCGAAAACACCUUGGCCCGCACCCACCAGACGAACGCUAGCACUGCUCCGACAUCGUCAUCCCGUGGCCUCACCCACGCGCAGCUCUUCGGCAGCUCGGCUGCUCUACCCCCCAUGAUUCCGACGGCCUCCGCCUCGAGUCACCAUACACAACCCUCCGCCGUAACACAAGCCUCUCGCCAGCAAGAGCACAGUGCCAACUCUCUGCUCGCCCUUCGCUCGCGCCGCAAUGUCGAGCAGCUGAAGCGUGAGAUCCAGAAGCUCACGUACGCUGAUAAUUUCGGAAACAACCUCACGCAGGCCGCCGAUCUUAUCCACAACGACCUCCGCACGGCAUUUCACCGCCUGCCUCUGAGCUUGGAGGACUCAGAGCACAUCGAGAGCCUCUGCCGGCGCCUGAACGAGACCCUUGAGGGCUGGGCGGCCGAGGUCAGUGAGCUUGACAAUGCGGUGCUAAGGGCCGAUCCUGCAAAUUUACCCACUGCCGACUCGGUGCCCUUAGAGGAGCGCCUUGCCACCGUCCAGGCGUGGAAGGACGUCACUCUGGCAUGGAAGAAAUUUACCUUAACCAUUCCUACAGAGGAGGCCGCCCGGCAACAGCGCAUCGUCGCGCAGCGCAUGCGCAACCUGUUCCGCGACGAAGUCCAGCAGCCGCUGGCGCAGGCGACGUCGGGGCAGCGCAUGCUCAGCGCCGCCGAAGCCCAGGCUCAGAAUUGGGUCGCCGACGCCGCCACACUCCUCGCAAACGUCUUCUCCAGCGCCGACGCCCUGCUCGACUCCACCAUCGAGCUGUGGCAGCAAUUCGAUCUCCGGGUGGGCGUGCCGGUCCCGGGUGAGGGCGAUGAGGCCCCGCCGGCCGUUGCUCCAGCUACUACCAAGCCCUGGGAUCGCUUCCGGGCGAAGACGAAGGGCAAGCUGUCGAGGAUGAUGGCGGGCCUCAAGGUCAAAGGGGGCAGGCGCGACGGUCCCUCUGGAAAGGGCAAGAACCCCGCGACGGUGGGUGUGCCCACGCUGGUCUCGACCACCAUGACCCGUGGGGACCUCAUCGAUCUGCGGCAGCCCUUUCUGGAGGCGGCUGGUGCUGCUGUCCCUGCGCCCAACCCCGAGAUCGAGCACGCCCCCAACCCGCUCACUGCCGUUCCCAGCCCGCCGGACCCGCAUCCUUACCCGCACCUUCCUGAGCCCUCCCGUGCCACCGCCCUCGCCGACGCCAUCCAUUUCGAUCUCGGCGGCGACGACAACGACGAUUACCAUUACGACACGGAGGCGCGCAACUACCUCGCCGAGCGCGCUCGCCACCGUGCCGCCGCGCUCGAGACGCUCGACCUGCCGCGCGAAGUCUCGGCCACAAUCGAGGAGCGGUGGCUAGCACACCUGCAGGUCGUGGAGGAGGCGGAGGCGGAGGCGCAGGCGCAGGCGCAGGCUUUUGCUGAAGCCGAAGCCGAAGCCGCCUUUGGUCUCGGGCGUGGCGGCGAGUCGUCGUCGGCGCAGGGAGGUGUGGGGACGGCUCUGCACCCCAACCUUGAAGGGUUCCGGUUUGGCUUCUCCGGGUCGGAGUGA